Rubroshorea leprosula is the source of this 1248-nucleotide messenger RNA. NCBI's taxonomy places the organism in Eukaryota, Viridiplantae, Streptophyta, Magnoliopsida, Malvales, Dipterocarpaceae. The record is from the annotation of a GenBank genome assembly.
UAAUAGAAAUUCAAUUCCCACGGACUACUUUGACAAAUCCUCCAUUCUCCAUGUUUCCCCAGUGUUCAAAAAAAAAAAAAAAAGUACAUUUCUCUCCAGCCCCCGACUUGGAUCUCACUACCAUAGUUUCCGAUCAUCUCUGAUCUCAUCACCAUCACCAGUCACAAAACAGCACAAUAAAAAGUCAGAAAAAAAAAAAGGAGAGAAGGUUCCAUUUCUGGCAUCGGUUCUGCUCUUUCUCUCGAACCCUCCUUACUCAUCCGUUCCUCAUGUUCCGUUAGCUCCGUUCUUGAGCAGAUGGCCUGUCAUCCAGCAAAGAAGAGGAAGCUUCGCGGAAGGAGGGGUUAAGGAAGACUUGUGCAACAAACAUAUGAUUUUUCUUUGGGUGUUGAAGGAUUAGGGAGAGCGGCCGGCUGGAGAUUUGUUCCAGCCGAGAAGAGUUCAUCAUUUGCUGUUGAGUUUGAGUUCUGAGGGUCGAAUCUACGUUAAGGUAACUUUCUAACAGAGGGUUUUUAGGAAAAGUAGCGAAGGAGAUGAUAUGAGCCUGGUGCCAUGGAAGGGAUCCUCCCAUUAGAUCCGGAUCUAAUUUUUUCUAGUAUCAGGAAGAAUAUAGGUAUAAGGAGCAUAAGAGAAGUUGCAAAAGAAGUAGGGAUAGUCGAACAUAUAUGAUUGUGCUCAGAUCACAGUCCUGAUCUCCACAAGUAUCAUGGGAGGAAUGAAGAGUAGCAACGGCCAGUCUAAAGGAAAGCUCGACAUAGCCUUAACAGUAGGAGCCAAUCUUCAUGCAAGACAGUUCAUAGGAUUGAGAGUCAUGAUGAACGCAAUGCUAACAAUGAUUCUCUUAGACCAAGAAGUGUUUCACCUUGUAGCGGGCUUACUAAUUCUCAGAAUUAUUGAAGUAAUGCUUAUUAUCAGCAAAAUAUUGAGUCCUAGAGUUGGCUACAAGGAGAUUUUCUCAAGAUCUGGAACAAUCUUUAGAACAUUGCAUUGAAUAUCUUUACCUACCUACUUGAGCUUUAACUUGAGUUUUUUAUCUUUGAGUGAUCUUUGCUUGUAAUCCUCUUCUUGUUCUAUUAGUGUAUGUUCUUAGGGGUGUGAUUAUUCUUUCAAGAGUGAUCUAUUGAGAGCAUUCUUGGGGUUUACAUUGUAAAGGGGUGAGGUUUGAGAGAAAUAUUCAUCUUUUUGUAAAAGAAUUGAGUGGCUCCUUUAAGCCACCCUUGUCUUUUUUAAUGAAGAGUGUGGAGUAAA